Panicum virgatum (switchgrass) is the source of this 2157-nucleotide messenger RNA. RefSeq lists its product as uncharacterized. The record is from RefSeq and is a predicted model, not a curated record. The coding region runs from base 1 to 2157 and encodes 718 amino acids. The transcript is spliced from 5 exons. Lineage: Eukaryota; Viridiplantae; Streptophyta; Magnoliopsida; Poales; Poaceae.
AUGGAGAAUCUACAUUAUGUCCCUGAAAUUUUGGAUCCAGCUAAGGAUGGUGCAAAAGAUGAUUGCGCCGAGGAUGAUUGUGAUGAGGACGUGAUAUUCGAGGAGGAUGACAAGGAGUUUGAAGGAUACCUCUUUGCAGGCCAAGAUAACGACACCGAAGAGGAAGUCCCACUCCACGAUGCAGAUGAUGACUCUGGUUCAAUCCCAGAUGUAUCUGAUCCGUACGACGCAGUGUAUGCCAAUAUGCCUGAGGAUACCCAUAUGUUGGAGCCUGUUGAGAACUGCCCGGAAUGCAACGCGAAGAAGUUUGAGUUCGAGCCCCCCGAAUUCUGCUGCCGCAGUGGGAAGAUUGAGCUAUCCACACCUGAUACACCACCCGAGCUCAUGAGGCUGUGGUCAAGUUCAGAUGCUGAUGCUAGGCACUUUCGUGCUAAUAGCAGAUUUUUCAAUGGGCAUUUCUCAUUCACUUCACUGUAUUGUCAGCUUGAUCGUAUCACCACCAAUAUGAGGACUGCUGGGGUAUACACAUUUCGUGCGCAUGGCCAAAUUUACCAUAACAUUAUGUCGUUUGGUAAAGAAGAUGGUAAGGAACCUAGACACCUGGAACUUUACUUCUAUGAUGACGACCCGAGCCUUGAGUAUCGUUUCCAGAAGUGCCGGAAGAAGUGCGUAGAGAUGGAUAAGGAGGUGAUUCAGAAGUUGGUUGACAUCAUGAGUGGCAAUCCGUACUCUGAACAUCUCAGGAGUUUCGGGCAGAAUGAAAAUCUUCAUGACUAUCACAUGGAAUUGAACCUUGAUCAGCGGUUAGACCAGAGAACAUAUAACACACCGCUCACAUCCAAAGUGGCUGCUGUAUGGGUAGAAGGGAGCGAGCGUCGAGGUCAAUUCGAGCAUAGUGUUCUCCAGCAAGGGAAGGAUAGGUCUAUACAUGGCAUCCGGUCAUAUCAUGGGUGCUACGAUGCACUUUCGUACCCUCUGUUUUUUCCAAGAGGUGAACUGGGAUGGCACAGCAUGAUUCCAAAGGCAAGUGUUACUAUGGAAGAAGUGAAUGACGCUCGUGAGAUACGCAGACAACGUGGGCAAGGUAAUGGUGAUGAUGAUCUAGAUUCUGCCGGAAAUUUAUGUGUGUCUAUACGUGAUUACUACUGCUACAAUUUUCAUAUGCGGCCAGGAAUAUUUAACCCAAUAUUGCAUGGCAAGCGUCUUUUUCAGCAGUUUGCUGUGGACACAUACGUCAAGAUCGAGAGCUCUCGUUUAGAUUACAUCCGUAAUAACCAGGAUCAGAUAAGGGCUGAUCUAUACCAGGGUCUUCUUGUUGACAGUCUUCAUGCCAGCGAGGGUCGAGCAGAUUUAGUUGGCAAGCGUACUGUGCUGGAUGAGAUCAGGAGUUCACUUUACCUGGGCCAGACACCACAGGAUCGUCCAGAUCUCAUCGCCCGGGUCUUCAGGGCAAAACUUGAGGAGUUGAAGAAAAGUUUGCUCGAAGAUCACAUCCUUGGAGAGGUCCAGGCCUAUGUAUAUGUCGUUGAGUUCCAAAAGAGGGGAUUGCCGCAUGCCCAUUGGUUGCUUAUAAUGCGCAACAAGUUCAAACUCACGUGCCCCGAGCAGUAUGACCUUCUUAUAUCAGCCGAACUACCGAAUAAGAAGAAGUACCCGGAGCUGUACAAGAUGGUCACCAAGCAUAUGAUGCAUGGGCCGUGCGGUUUGCUAAAUAUGAAUUGCCCGUGCACGAAGAGUCGUGGGUCAUGCAAGAACCACUACCCGCGCCCUUUCUGUGAGGCCACCUCGCAGGGCAAGAAUUCUUAUCCCGUUUAUAGGCGACGUGAUGACGGGCGUAAGGAAAAAAUCCGGGGCCAUGAGCUGGACAAUCAAUGGGUCGUCCCUUACAACCCUUACCUACUGCGGUUGUUCAACUGCCACAUCAAUGUUGAGGCAUGCGGGAGCAUUAAGUCUGUGAAAUAUUUGUUCAAAUACAUAUACAAGGGGCAUGACCGAGCGUCCGUGGCUGUGAGAGAAUCUGAUAAGGAGGACGAAAAGGGAAACAUCGACGAGAUCAAGCAAUACAGAGAAGCCAGGUGGGUUACACCUCCAGAGGCGCUAUGGAGGAAAUACAGAUUUGACUUGAGUAAGGUCCAUCCGCCCGUGAAGCAGCUGUAG